AUGUGCGAUAAUUAUUGGGUUUCUAGUCAAUACAAAUGGCAACAAAAUCAAUAUUACAAAAAACAACAGCAAUCAAGUACAUCUCAGCAAACUCAACCUUCCGCACAACAAUUUGAUACUCACGAUGAUUCACAAUUUAAUUUAUUUGAAAAACAACUUGUUCUCAUGCAUUGUAUGAGAGUAUAUUUGCGUGAUGUUGGAAAAAAGGUCAAUGCUCAUCAGAGAGUCAUUGCAACAGCCAUGAUUUAUUGCAAACGAUUUUAUUGUCAGAAUAGUAUAUCGGACUGUGAUCCUGCACUGCUGUCAGCGGCAGCAUUAUUGUUGGCAAGUAAAAUUGAGGAAUGUCCACUGAAUGCCAAGAACAUACAUCAAAUUGCAAUGGGAAAGGAUUCUCCUUCUCCGAAUUAUGAUACCAAAGAAACUAGUGCACAAUUUCCAUAUCAAUUAUCACAAAUUAUUGAAUGUGAACUUUACUUGAUGGAACAACUCUCGUUUAAUUUAACUAUUUUUCAUCCGUACAAUUCUCUCAUCAUGUAUGUGAAAGAUUCUGAGAUUGAAAAAGCUCACUACCAAAUGGCAUGGAAUAUUGUCAACGAUAGCUAUUUUUCGGACGUUGUUCUGAAAUAUGCCCCCUAUUUAAUUUCUCUUACCUCCAUCUACAUGACAUGUAUUCUCACUGACAACAAAGAAAAGGCAAGAAAAUGGUUUGAUCAGCUCUAUGUGGACAUGAAAGUAAUUGGUGACAUUGCAGAUGAAAUUCUAACCAUGUACUCCCUUGUAAAGAAAAUGCUUGACCCCCAGAGUGAUGUACAUAAAACACUGAACCAAGCUCUGUUAAGGCUGCAACAAAUGAGGCAACACUGCUAUUGGGGAACGCCCUAA
Molecule: messenger RNA, 882 nt
Organism: Naegleria fowleri
Lineage: Eukaryota; Heterolobosea; Eutetramitea; Acrasida; Naegleriidae
Exons: 2
Coding region: 1-882 (293 amino acids)
Biological process (GO): positive regulation of transcription by RNA polymerase II
Cellular component (GO): mediator complex; nucleus
Molecular function (GO): cyclin-dependent protein serine/threonine kinase regulator activity
Source: RefSeq, a predicted model, not a curated record